Aspergillus wentii DTO 134E9 is the source of this 2014-nucleotide messenger RNA. RefSeq lists its product as uncharacterized. Gene Ontology annotation, molecular function: small GTPase binding; guanyl-nucleotide exchange factor activity. The record is from RefSeq and is a predicted model, not a curated record. NCBI's taxonomy places the organism in Eukaryota, Fungi, Ascomycota, Eurotiomycetes, Eurotiales, Aspergillaceae. Gene Ontology annotation, cellular component: nucleus. The transcript is spliced from 2 exons. Bases 165 to 1718 code for a protein of 517 amino acids. Gene Ontology annotation, biological process: protein import into nucleus.
UUGCUAUUCUCGCUAUCAGUUAUAGUCAUCGUCUUUUGAUAAAUUAUUCUUUAUUUGUUCUGAUCUUCUACCCCGCUUUGCCGCUGGAAACGUUUACAACUACUGCCUACAUUUUGUACCCAAAAACCCACUAAACAUCCAGUUAUUUUACGCUGAAAUCAUCAAUGCCAUCGUCGGUUGCAUCCUCUUCCAACUGGGAUUUCACUCCGGUGAUUAACCUGCUCCGCUCGCCCACUUAUGGGAGCGGUGACUUGUCCAUCCCUUCUCGCCACACUGAACCUCAAACUGUUUCAUCGUCUCCUGGAGAGACAGCCAAAAAUGUAACCAACGAACUCGGUGCUCAGGCACACAAUGCGAACACCUUAAGCAAUACCUCACCCAGACUUGGAGAUUUCGGCUCUCUUUGGGAUCUUCUGGGUCAAGGUACCACUACUCUGGGCGGUGCAAAGGCCCCCAAAGUGGAACCUUCUCACCAGGAACCCGAUGCCACUCCCACCCAACAGUCUUUUAAACCAUCUACAACCGUGAAGAUCCUGAAACGGCCUUCCACUAAAGUCACGGAUACUGAGACGCCUUCGAGAACCCCUCCGAGGCCAAUCCCUGUAUCGGGCAAAUCCAAGUCCCGAAGCCUUCAAGAUAAAGCAAAAGCUGGGCUUGGCGCUGUCGACCAACCUAACCACAAAUCAUACGAUACGAGCUCAUCGGAGAGUAAUGCGGAGGUGGAAUCCGACGAGAACCUCAGCAAUGUUUUCGACCCUCCCUAUUCAAGGAAGCGCGGAGUUCUGCCCUUGGUCCCAUCCCAAGUAGCCGCUUCUGAUAAGCACGAGCCAUAUGAUACCCCGCCCUCUUCUUUUGACGAAUUGGAGGAUUGCUUUUCUCCGGAAACCGUCAAGAACCUGCCGAGCAAUGGUCCGAUUCGCGUUCAACCUAUCGCAUAUAAAUCGGCAAACGAUCGAAGAGUUGGCCUCUUAACUAAGCUGCUGAAAAGCUUCCCAGACUACGCAGAGGCCGUGUCGCAAGCUGGACGGCCUGUGAAUGGAAAGACCAAGAAACCCUCAGCUCGACCUGUUCAUGUUUUUGUUGACAUGUCUAACAUUAUGGUUGGGUUUCACGACUCGGUGAAAGUGUCACGGAACAUACCUAUCAAGACUCGGAUCCGCCGUUUGCCUCUGUCGUUCCAAAACUUCUCUUUGAUCCUGGAAAGGGGUCGACCAACCGCCAAGAGAGUCUUGGUUGGAUCGGACCGGUUUGCGGCAAUUAACGAAGGCGAGCAGCUCGGCUAUGAGACGAACAUUCUGGAUCGAGUUCAAAAAGUGAAACAGUUGACCCGUCGUCAAUUGAAGUUCCGCAAGUCCGCAAAGGGUGAAUCUCAUGAGCUUUCUGUCAGCAGUUCUGAAAUGAACGAUAUGCCUGCAGAGCGAUGGGUUGAACAGGGUGUGGACGAAAUUCUACACCUGAAGAUUCUGGAAAGCCUACUGGAUACGGACGAACCGGCAACGAUUGUCCUAGCCACGGGAGACGCAGCGGAAGCUGAGUACUCGGGAGGAUUCAUGAAAAUGGUGGAACGGGCUUUGCAGCGCGGAUGGAAUGUUGAACUUGUGAGCUUCACGCAGGUGACUAGCUAUGCGUAUCGGAAGAAAGAGUUUCGAACGAAAUGGGGGAAUCGGUUCAAGAUGAUCGCGUUGGAUGAAUAUAUCGAGGAGCUUUUAGAUAUGUGAUGGGACAACAAAUUGCUUAUCCAAACAAGGAUUCUUUGCUAUCUGAAUAACUUCAUUUCAGUUGUAAAUUGAGCACCUGUGAAUUCCUGCUUCUGGUUAGCUUUGCUGCUUCAGGAAUGGUGCCCAGAUACUGUGCACUGUAAUCACUGCCUGCUGCGGACCUAGGACUAUAAGAACCAACCUCUCACUGUUCUAACACUUCUUCCCUUCUCCCUCCUUUCUUUUUGCGUCGCAAAUUGCGGCUGAGCCCUUCCUAUCUCUUCACUAUUACCAGUAUCAUUGCAUUUAUCCUGCCG